AUGUCCAGAGCUAUUGUCAAGGGUCUUCCGAAGUAUCUGGAAGAAGGGAACUUAAAGAAGCACUUCGUCAAGCGCUUGGCUAAAAUUCACCCUAAUGAGGAUGUAUCCGAGCUCAUUACAGACAUUAAGAUCAUGAAAAACCGGGCCGGUGAGUCACGGAGAUUUGCUUUCAUCGGGUACCGUCAUGAGGCCGAUGCCUUGGACGCUGUACAAUACUUCGACGGUUCUUUCAUCGACACUUCUAAGAUCGAGAUCACAAUGGCUAAGAGUUUUGCAGAUCCUGGGGUACCACAGCCAAUGCGAGAGAAAAGACGAGAGGCUUUGAAAAGAGUCCGGGAGCGAGAAGAACAGCUCAUUGAGGAACAAAACAGCAAGAAACAGUUCAAGCAGCAGGCUCGUUCUGCAGCGACUGCAAACAUUGAUGCGGAGAUUCAAAGAAACAAGCAAUUGCAAGAGUUCAUGGAUACGAUGAAGCCCAGCUCUCAGGUCACAUCUUGGGAUAAUUUGGGCGGCGCAGCGGCCUCCAAUGAAGGGCAGCAGAGCCAGCAACAGACAAGCCCUGAUGCACCACCAGGAAACUCCCUGCUGGCUCAAGCGUUGGCGUUGAAGUCUGGGGAUGCAGAUGAUACGGAAAACACAGGUUUUUUGGACAACCGAGAACCAUAUUCUAUAGCGAAAAACGAGAGUGACGAUGAAUACGUUGACCUAGGCAACACCGGAGCAGACCAAGACGACGACGCGGAAAAGCAUGAGCAGAUGAUGAGCUUAUCCGACGUCAAAGAAGGAACCGAUUCCACCUUUGCUCAAGACGGGGGAGUUUCAGAUCUGGACUGGCUCAAGCAGCGCCGUAUCAGAAUUAAAGAGCGUCCAGAAAAUGAAAAUUCGGAUCUUCGAAGCAAACCCGAGCAUCAAAAUGAUGAUGUUACAAUUUCAGAGGCUUCGGAAGCUACAGAGGCUCCACAGAUCCUGGAAACACCACAAGAGGAACCAGAAGCCGACACAACGGAAGAAGAGAAAAUCAUCGGAAAAAUCAAGACGACAGGUCGUUUGUUUCUGCGAAACAUUCUUUACACGGCCAAAGAAUCAGAGUUCAGAGAACUUUUUUCCCCAUUUGGCGAAUUGGAGGAAGUGCAUGUUGCGUUGGAUACAAGGACCGGUAAGUCCAAAGGGUUUGCGUACGUGAUGUUUAAAAACCCAGACGACGCCGUCACAGCUUAUGUUGAACUCGAUAAGAAUAUUUACCAGGGACGUCUUUUGCAUAUUCUCCCUGCAGAUGAAAAGAAGUCUCACAGAUUAGACGAAUUCGAUCUCAAAAAUCUCCCGCUGAAGAAACAAAGAGCCCUCAAACGCAAGGCAAAUGCUUCCCAAGAUUCUUUUUCGUGGAAUUCACUUUAUAUGAGUCAAGACGCUGUUUUAAGCAGUGUGGCCACUAAGCUGGGAGUUCAAAAAUCUGAACUUUUGGACGCGACAGAUACCGGUGCCGCUGUCAAACAAGCGCUUGCGGAAGCUCAUGUCAUUGGUGAUGUUAGAAAAUACUUCGAAUCCAAGGGUAUGGAUCUUGCUAAUUUCGCACAAUUAAAGUCGCCAGUGGACCGCGAUGAUAGAGUACUCUUAGUCAAGAAUUUCCCAUUUGGAACUACCAAGGCUGAAUUGGCCGAUCUAUUCUUGCCUUUUGGCAAGCUCGAAAGACUUUUGUUGCCUCCGGCGCAAACAAUUGCUGUCGUGCAGUACAGAGACGUCACAGCUGCUAGAACUGCGUUUGGCAAGUUAUCUUUCAAGCGGUUCAAGGAUGGAAUUUUGUACCUGGAAAAGGGUCCCAAGAAUUGCUUCAACAGAAAACCACUUGAAGAUGAGAUAGUAGACGGUGGUGAUAAAGACGAAACCGCUAAUGCUAAGCAAGCGAAAACUACGGCUGAAGAUAUUUUGAAUGUUGGAUCAGAGGCAGCAGUGGCGGAAGAUGCAGCCGAUAAUAUACUGGAUGGUCCUACAGUGUCUAUUUUUGUCAAGAAUCUCAACUUCUCCACCACUAGUGCUCAAUUGACGGACAAGUUCAAUCCGUUCAGUGGAUUCGUUGUCGCUCAAGUCAAGACUAAACCUGAUAGCAGAAACAGCGGGAAAACUCUAUCGAUGGGGUUCGGCUUCGUCGAGUUUAAAUCGAAGGAACAAGCAAUAGCAGUCAUCAACGCUUUGGAUGGAUCCGUACUGGAUGGCCACAGAAUUCAGUUGAAGCUAUCGCAUCGCCAGGGUACUGCCGCCUCCGGAUCAACAAAGUCCACCAAGAAGGCAAGUGGAAAGAUUAUUGUCAAGAAUUUGCCGUUCGAAGCUGAGCGUAAACAAAUCUUCGAGCUGUUUAGCUCUUUCGGCCAACUUAAGUCAGUACGAGUUCCCAAGAAGUUCGACAAAUCUGCCAGAGGGUUUGCGUUUGUUGAGUUUUUAUUGCCCAAGGAGGCUGAAAAUGCAAUGGAGCAGUUGCAAGGUGUACAUUUGUUGGGACGUCGUCUAGUUAUGCAGCAUGCUGAAGAAGAACCACAGGAUGCUGAAGAGCAGAUUGCAAGAAUGACUAGAAAGGUAAAGUCGCAAGUUAUGACACAGGAACACGCUGCGCUGAGAAAUGGUGGUCGUAGGAAACUAGAUCUAGGCGAAGAGGAAGAAGAUGCCAACGAUGGAUUGAACGGAGCGUAG
Molecule: messenger RNA, 2682 nt
Organism: Lachancea lanzarotensis
Lineage: Eukaryota; Fungi; Ascomycota; Saccharomycetes; Saccharomycetales; Saccharomycetaceae
Gene: MRD1
Product: LALA0S03e06194g1_1
Exons: 1
Coding region: 1-2682 (893 amino acids)
Cellular component (GO): cytoplasm; ribonucleoprotein complex; nucleus
Molecular function (GO): mRNA binding
Source: RefSeq, a predicted model, not a curated record